CGUGUCCUGUCCUGUCCCGGAAGCGGAAGCAGGAGAGCGUGAGCGGCGCUGCGGCACGAAGGGCCCGGAGGCCCGCGGGGAAAAUGCCAGUGGCCGUGAUGGCGGAAAAUCCGGUGUCCUUCCAGAGGCUGUUAGAGCAGUGCGAGGAGCAGGAGCUUGAGGCUCCAGGUGGCAUUGCAACACCUCAUGUGUACAGUCAACUUUUGGCACUAUAUCUUCUACAUAAUGACGUGAAUAAUGCUCGUUAUCUAUGGAAAAGAAUACCACCUUCAAUUAGAUCGGCCAAUGCAGAAAUGGCUGGAAUUUGGGAGGUGGGACAGAAGAUCUGGCAGAGGGACUUCCCAGGAAUCUAUGCAUCUAUUGCUACCCACCAGUGGUCAGAAAAUAUUCAACCAGUCAUGGAGGCAGUAAGAGAUGCAACACGACGGCGUGCCUUUGGCUUGGUGUCCCAGGCCUACACUUCAAUCUCUGCUGAAGAUUUUGCCGCCUUUGUUGGUCUUCCUGUGGAAGAGGCUGUAAAAGCGGUGUUGGAACAGGGCUGGCAAGCUGACUCUGCUACUCGUAUGGUUAUGCCCAAGAAGCCAGAUUCUGCUCCCCUGUCUCUGAUCCCCAAUGAGCAACAGCUGGCCAGACUCACUGACUACGUGGCUUUCCUAGAGAACUAGCACACCCUUUUUACUCCAAGAUCAAAAAAUGUGCAAGAACUGGGGAGAAAAGCUGUACCAGGACAUUUUGCAACUACUAGUUGGUCCCUCCAAACCUUUAAACAUCAUGGUUACAUGCCCCAAGUCUACAGGGUGGGCUUAUUGUCUUGUGAGCUGCUCUGUCAUUGGAAGGGAUUGCUGAGAAUGGGAGAAAGAAAUCACAGAACUGACUUAUUAUUUUUGUGUGGAUGUUAACCCUUUGCUGCUAGAGAGGCCUGCGUCACACCACACCCAUCAUUUCUUGGCCCCUCUGGCUGUGAAAGGAAUAAAAAACAAAAAAAAAGCUUGACCAGUAGUUAUCUGUUUAUUUCCCCCUAAAUCAGGCUAGCAAGUUAGGGCUGACUGCCUGAGAUAGUUAUGUCUGAAUUGAAAUCCCAUCUGAUGGACCUGUCAAUGCUAAAUUCUUCUAGUUUAUGAGACAAGUUUCCAUUCUCUGUGCUACUUAAUGGAUAUUUAUGACUAUAUGAUCCUCCCUGUUUGGGCUGGUGUAGUAGUAUACUUGCAGCUCGUUCUGCAGCAGCUCACAGGGACCUGUAUUUCUCCAGGAUUUAAAUACAAAUCACCUGGACGAAUAACUGUUUAAACCAUUUUUUUUUUCUUCUUCAUUGGUUAGCAGGUGAGUAAGCCCAAUGAUACUACAAACGAAAGACAGGUGGCCAACCUGCAUGUGUUCAGAUUCGGUAGAACUAAAAUUUCUACCAGUAUUUGAUCUCUGUAAUAGUAUUUAAUCAUAUUGGUUUUAGAUUUUCCCAAGGAACACAAUCAAGGGGUGUCUUCCCUCUUUAAAUCUCUGCUGCUGUAUUUUUAGCACCCCCUUUAGUCUGGUUCUGUUCUGAAUUUUUAACUCAUAGGCUUUCAUCAGAAGACACAAUACUCUACUGCCCUUCUAGUGAUGAACAUUGUCAUCUGCCUCAGUACAUAUGAAAUCCUCUUUUCAGACAGUGCAAUAGAGGGAAAAAGGCCAGUUGUAACAGAGGGUUAAUACAGAAUGGGUGGAUCUGCAAGAGUACCCCACAGCCUUUUUGCACUGUAGCAGGAUGGUUCGUUGAGGCACUGCAUGGAAAUUAGAGCAGUGUUAUUUUUGUCAUCUUGUAGCCAUGUGUUAAAAAUCCUUUAGUAAGAACACAAUCCAUUAAAACAUGUUAACUACAGUGA
This is a messenger RNA of Pelobates fuscus (common spadefoot toad), 1859 nucleotides long. It is a transcript of the gene COPS8, whose product is annotated as COP9 signalosome subunit 8. The transcript is spliced from 7 exons. NCBI's taxonomy places the organism in Eukaryota, Metazoa, Chordata, Amphibia, Anura, Pelobatidae. The record is from RefSeq and is a predicted model, not a curated record. Gene Ontology annotation, cellular component: COP9 signalosome. The coding region runs from base 84 to 665 and encodes 193 amino acids. Gene Ontology annotation, biological process: COP9 signalosome assembly; protein deneddylation.